This is a messenger RNA of Cynara cardunculus var. scolymus (artichoke), 696 nucleotides long. RefSeq names its product two pore potassium channel a-like. The transcript has a single exon. Lineage: Eukaryota; Viridiplantae; Streptophyta; Magnoliopsida; Asterales; Asteraceae. The coding region runs from base 1 to 696 and encodes 231 amino acids. The record is from RefSeq and is a predicted model, not a curated record.
AUGACUUCUGCUGGUUAUGGAGACCUUCAUCCUAACGAAGGCCCUUUUGCGUUAACACUUGCUUCGCUCUUCAGGCUCUUGGGUAUGUUCCUUUUCGGGCUACUGCUAAGUAUGGGUUCGACAUUUUUAGCCAACCAACAGGAACUUAGACGGCGUGAUAUUAAGUCAGGUGACGAUCGAAAUACUGAUACUGCCAAGGAAUUGAAACGGAAAUUGAUCAAAAGAAAAGGCAAAAGCGUAGCGGUCUACUUUGUGGUCGUGAUGGUUGCUGGGACGGUUAUCGUGAUUCUGACCGAGGAUUUGCACUUUGUUCGUGCCGUGUAUUGUAUCAGUAUAACGAUCACGAGCGCAGGUACGGAAAAAUGUUUCUCAACAAAAUUGGGACGGAGCUUCGCAAUAGUGUUGCUCUUAGUUGGUGCUAUUUAUAAAAAUUACGUGCUUUUUACUAUGAUGGAUGUAUACAUUGAAAUAAGACAACGGUUAAGCAUUCAAAAAGAGCUGCCAGAUGAAAAAUCGAAGCCAGCAGAGCCAGAAGCACCGAAGCCAAAAGCACCGAAGCCAAAAGCACCAAGGCCAGCAGAACCGAAGCCAGAAGCACCAAAGCCAAUAGCAGAACCGAAGCCAGUAGAGCCAAAAGCACCAAAGCCAGUAGCAGAACCGAAGGCAGAAAUGUCGAAGCCAGCAGCACCUACGUAA